UAUCGCCAUUAUGUCAAACAACCGUCAAGAGAAUUAAAAAAAAUAAAAAUAAUUAAUCCCGCCUAAUCUUAUAUCGUUAAUUGGGGUUGUAAUUUUAGUAAAAAAAUUGUCAUUUCGUAUUUAAAGUUCAGUCUCUUCAGUCAUGAAUUCACCAAAAGCCAAUUCACCAUCAUUCAAAAACUUAAAGACUAAACAAAAGCAGUCCCCGAUAGCGAUUAAAGAAAAACUUAAAAAGGAUUACAAAGAAAAGGUGCAUAAUUGCCGUAAUAUGCUUCUGGACAAAUUCCGAGGGACUUUAGAUGAAACUGAACUUCGGGACACUCUGAUGGCUAUUUAUAAAAGCAUGUUCGUGUAUCCUAAAUUUGAAGAAUCAGAUGAAGAAAGUGAAGUAUUUAAUGAGAUAAAAAAAGAACUUAUAGAAGAAGAAAUACAAUGGUGGCAGGAAGAAUAUGAAAAAACACAAAUGGAUAAUGUUGAUUGGUCAGUGUUAGAACAAGAACAUGUCACAUGCCCGGUUUGCCAGAAGAAGAAUUUCAAAUAUGAAGACGGAAUAGUAUCUUGUCCUAAUUGUAAUGUACAUAUUAAAACACAAAGUACAUUACCUGAAAUAAAAAAAGUAAUUUUCGAUUCUAUCGAUAAACAUUCCAAAAACUGCAAUGAAACAGCUGAAUUCACAUCAGUACCGGAAUUAAAUGACACACAUAUUUAUUUAAUAUGUGCACAGUGCAUGGAUAUACAGCUGAUAUUGUAAUUAUAAUGUGCAUUAAUUUGGUUAUAUAAAAUUCUGUGAUGUUACUUUAGGUUUCAGUAUGUUUUCGACAGUUAUGGGCAUAUAAUGUUAAUUUGUUGAUUUUCUGCUCACUCCUUCUUCCAUAGAAUUACACCUAAACUUCUGAAGCUGUUCAUAUCUAUAAUUUCAAAUAUUAUUAACUAACUUUAUAUUGAUUUAUGAUUUUUUAAAUAUUCUAUAAUUAUUUUCAUAAUGAUAUUAUUUCUGAGGGUAAACCACUUUCAUAUAAAAUUACUUACUAAUAUAAAUGUGAAAGUUUGGAAUGUUUACAUGUUUAUACUAAUACAUCUUCAGAUCAAAUUAAUGGAGCUUGCUGAAAUUUGGCACAGACAGGCAUAGUCUGGAAGAAAAUAUAGGCUACCAAUUAAGUUUUUUUUAAAUCCCGCGCAGACUAAGUCGCGGGCGACAGCUAGUAUCUAAAUAACUUAUUAAACACAUUUUCAGAAUAGUUUUAAGAAUGUACCUUUACAUAUUCAUAUAACCUUUGUAUUUUAAUCAUAAAUCGACUGAGCUGUUUUGCACCAGUUUUAAGAUUUGGGAAGAUUUUUGAUCCAUUUUAGCACUAUUUAUUAGUAAUAUGUAAGAAAUUAAUAAGUAAUUUGAGGUGUUCAUAAAGUAAAAUUUGAUUUCCUAAAAAUAAGGUAUAUUUUUAAACAUCUUGCAAAGUAAAAUGCUAUUUGAGUUAAUGAAAACCUUUAUUUUUAAGUAUGUUGUUAACCUACAAAUGCUUUUGACAUGCUUCACUAUUGUAGUGAAAUGCAUAUUAUUGAAUUUGAAUUGUAAAUAGCUAUAAACCUCUGAGUAAAUGCAAACAACAGUUUGUAUAUUCAUCGUCAAAUGCUACAUAUGCCAAUCAAAUGUUCCCAUUUUGACAUUGAUUUUAUGUAUCUUAGUUAAGUUGCCUCAUAAAUGUUUAGAAAUCAAACACAAAUAUACAAAAUAAAAAUGACCUUUAAUUCAAUUCAUGAAGCGUGGUAACAAGGUAUAUUUUUAAUUAUUACUCUGUAGUAUAAUCGGAGUUAGAACGUUUUAUUAUACGUGUUAAAACCCUACCAAAAUAUUAAACUAAACGGUAACUCGUAUAAAAUGUACAUUAACAAUAGUAGUAUAAAACAGUACCAUUAUUUUACGGACAUAAUUAAGAUGGGCAGCUUUUUGUAGUAGUAUUCAUCAUUUGUAUAAAAUGGUCAACUAUGUGAAUUAUCCUAGGCCUGAAAAUAAAACAUUCGUACUUA
Molecule: messenger RNA, 2025 nt
Organism: Papilio polytes (common Mormon)
Lineage: Eukaryota; Metazoa; Arthropoda; Insecta; Lepidoptera; Papilionidae
Product: RIP-like protein
Exons: 3
Coding region: 143-751 (202 amino acids)
Biological process (GO): protein import into nucleus
Cellular component (GO): nucleus
Source: RefSeq, a predicted model, not a curated record